UCCGUUGUUACGUAGGCCUUCUUCCGGUUUAGAUUAUUUGAUCCAUGCUCCCGAAACGGUGAAUUUUUAGCUCGAAAGGCACUCUUAAGAACAGGACCCAGUUAAACAACGAUCAUGUUUAAACUGGAAGGACUCGGGCCUAAAAUGGACCCAGAAGAGAUGAAGAAGAAAAUGCGACAAGAUGUCAUCUCAUCUUUACGAAACUUUCUUAUUUACGUCGCCCUUCUCAGAGCCACCCCAUAUGUGUUGAAGAAGCUGGACAGCAUAUGAGCAAAGCAGCAUGUCUCUUCUUCCGCCAUCCACUGACCAUUUACUCCACCAGGCCGUAUGGACCGUCAUCAGCAGACCCCUGGGGCCAUUACAGCACAUCUGUUGGAGAAGACCCGUGUCUGUCCAUGCACCUGAGGAAACACCUUAUCCUCAUUUCUUGUUUCUUGUUGUAAACUUUAGUCUGCCUUUCAAGUUAGAGAUUGUGAUAAAUGUAAAAUGGAAAGUUUGAUAGUGUGUAUGCAUACCAUGUACACACAUUAAAGGGAAACUGUGUUUAUUUUGUUGUUUUUACAUAGCAGAUCUGCUCAGUCUUGUACAGAUGGAAUGAAUAGUUUCAAACUGCAUUACAAAUGUACACAGCAAGUGUUAAAUCUGGAAUCACUGGAAAUAAAAAAAGAACAAAGGAU
Molecule: messenger RNA, 677 nt
Organism: Perca fluviatilis (European perch)
Lineage: Eukaryota; Metazoa; Chordata; Actinopteri; Perciformes; Percidae
Gene: tomm5
Product: translocase of outer mitochondrial membrane 5 homolog (yeast)
Exons: 2
Coding region: 115-270 (51 amino acids)
Cellular component (GO): mitochondrial outer membrane translocase complex
Source: RefSeq, a predicted model, not a curated record